Rattus norvegicus (Norway rat) is the source of this 9013-nucleotide messenger RNA. NCBI's taxonomy places the organism in Eukaryota, Metazoa, Chordata, Mammalia, Rodentia, Muridae. The record is from RefSeq and is a predicted model, not a curated record.
UUUCUUUUCAGAAAUUUUAUUUUUGUUUUUUGAUGGUUUUCUUGUUUUUUUUGUGUGUGUGUGUUUUUGAGACAUGGUUUCUCUGUAGAUCCCUGGCUAUCCUGGAACUCUCUCUGUAGACCAGGUUGACUUGGAACACAGAGAUUUGCCUGAUUCUGUCUCUGGGUAGUAGGAUUAAAAAGUUUGUGCCAUCACUGCCUGGUUCAGAAAUUCGAUUUUUACACAAAUUCCAGGUUUGUGUUUAGCUGGUGAAAAAUAUAAAGCUAUUGUUUAGAGUCAACAUGUUCCCUUAUUUUUGUUUUUUUUCAUGGUGUGAGAUCCUUUGGAACUGGAGUCCUAGAUGGUUGUGUGCUACCUCGAAGGUCCUGGGAAAAAGAACUCCUGAGCCAUCUCUGCCCAGGCCCUGUUUUCCUAUGUUUUUUAAUCUCGUCUUUUCCUUUUUAAAGAUUCACUUCUAUUUCUGUGUCUGAGGUUUGGCUCCAUGUGUAUCUGUGCACUACUGAUGAUAUCUCAAAACACUUGCCGGGCCUGUCACAGUAUGGGUUGCUCCGAUGGUGGCCUCCCACACCAUUUUACUAUUGUGCUUGGCCAAAACUCCUGGAAAUUUUACUGAUGUCUGUUAAUGUUGACUUUCACCUUCCUGCACUUUCUCAUUUCUCAAUUGAAACCUCUAUAAAUCACUGAACUGGAAAGUCAAAUGACAGCUUCCUCUGUGAGGAAAGGACUUCUUCGGUGGGAGCUCGUUGUGGUGCGUAGCUUCUGACAGUGCUUAGGUGCGGAGUGUAGGGGUCAUUUGCAUUCUCCCUAUAAUCUUUUGUGAAGAUGGGUGGCUGUGGGCAGGAAAAGCACACACGCUCCAGGAGCCUGGGAACCAACCUACUGAGACCUCGGCGACACACCUGGCUUGUCCCAUUCAACCCGCUCUCCCGGGCGUCGGGAGGGGGGAUGGGAGGCGGUCCUCUAUGCAUCACGUGGUCGCCGGGGGAGGGGAACUGGGCGGCUCGCCAGUCGCCAUCUUGCCGGCCGAGAGGCGGGGCCUGCGCACCUCAGGGCGCGCGUCCCUGGUGCUCGCGCGGAUUCCCCGCUCCUCCCCACUGCUCCCCGGCUCGCGCGGCCGCUCUCCGCGUCCAGCCGCGGGGAGCCUGGGAGGGCGGGGGGGGGGGUGUGUCGGCGCGUGCCCGCGCCCUCCAACCGCUGGCCGGCGGGGCGCGCUCGGCCAGGCCUUGGAGGCGGGGCGGGGCCGCGGGGAGGGGGCUGCUGGGUCCGCGAGGGCGGCGCGCUGCGGUCUUGGCGGCGGUACCUGCAGCUGUAGAGGCACGCUCCGGGGCCGCGUCCUCGGCGCUCCCGGUCGCCAUGUACCGCAGUGGCUCCCGCUCCUCUGUCUCUUCGCACCGGCCGAAAGACGGCGGCGCGAGCGGCCCGCCACCGGGCCGUCCGGUGGGCGCCUCCUCAGGCCCCGCACGCCGCCCCUCGUCGCCGCCGCCCUCCUGCUCCUCGCUACGGCUCCCCGCCCGCCGCCACCGCUCGCCCUCAGGCCAUCGCGGCCGCUGGGCCUCGCCGUCCCCGCCUCGGGGUCGUCGCGGCUCCCCGUCCCCGCCCCGCGGCCGCCGGGCCUCGCCCUCUCCGCCCCGCGGCCGCCGGGCCUCUCCAUCCCCUCCGCGGGGUCGUCGUGUCUCCCCGUCCCCGCCGCGCGCCCGUCGCGGCUCCCCUUCGCCACCGCGGAGCCGGCGACACUACCCACCUGGCCUGGGUGGCUUCCGAGGCAGCAUUCGAGGCGAGUCCCGCGCCGACUUCGCCCGGGACGGCCGCGGAGACCAUCCAGGCGACAGCGGCAGUCGGAGACGUUCUCCUGGUCUGUGUUCUGAUUCUUCUUUGGAGCAGAGUUUAAGGAUCACAGUUGGCAAUGACCACUUCUGUGUUAGCACAGCAGAGCGGCGUCGGCUCAGUGACCGGCUGGGAUCUCCAGUGGAUGGUCUGGAGGACAUGGACAGGGAUGACCUGACUGAUGAUUCUGUCUUCACUCGAAGCUCCCAGUGCUCUCGGGGACUUGAACGAUAUAUUUCUCGGGAGGAAGGGCCACUUAGUCCCUUCUUGGGACAACUUGAUGAGGACUACCCAACAAGAGAAACUUUUCUGAAUCGAUCUGAGUAUAGUCCCCAGAGCCGUUGUCAUGAUGAACUGUUGAGGGGAACAGAACGGAACAGAGACAAACUUAAAAGCUCUUCCUAUUCUGUACGAUCUGAGGAGAGAAGCAGGGAGGCCAAAAGGCCCCGUUAUGAUAACCUAGAGAAGGCCCAUAGCACAGGAGGGGAUCACUCAGGUUUUACUUCUGGGACUCGAAACUAUCGACAGCGAAGAAGCAGCCCAAGCCCUAGGUUUCUCGACCCUGAGUUCCGAGAACUGGACCUUGCCAGGCGAAAGCGAGAGGAAGAGGAGGAGCAAAGUAAGAGCUUGAGUCAAGAGCUAGUGGGUGUUGAUGAUGGUCAGACUGGCUGCUCCAUCCCUGGGUUGUCAGGUGUCCUAACAACAGCAGAGCCUGGAUAUUCUUUGCAUCGAUCUGAGGAAAUACCUGUGAUGCCCAAGAAGUCCAUUCUGAAGAAACGAAUUGAAGUGGACAUGAAGCCGUCCUUGCAGCUUGAGAGCUUUUCCAGCGGCACCAGCUCCUGUGAGGAUCGCCCUCUGUAUUCUGAACACUCACCUCUUCCACUGAGUGACGCUAUUGCUGCUUUUACUUCAGAAAUUGAAAACAAGGGGACUACAGUGGAGGCUGACUUGAAGGAGCCUCAGAGUAACCUAUACCAGUGGGGUCCCCUCCGUGAGAUACCUAAAGACAACAGUGAAAAAUUUGACAGUUUUCUGUGCUUUAAGGAAAAAUUGGACUUGAAGGCUGAGGGACUGGAGCAACAGACAGACUUCUUACUGCCCCAUGAGAGAGCUAGCCAGGAUGGCAGUGGCUUUUCUCGAAUUCUGAGCAUGUUGGCUGAUCCUACCAGUACACAGGAAAAAAGAAGACGUAGCUUCCCAGAUAUAGAGGAUGAGGAGAAAUUUCUCUAUGGGGAUGAAGAGGAGGAGGAUAUAAAGUCAGAGUCUCCACCUAAGUCCCUGGAGGACGCAGAGAGUACAGGUACAAGACAGAAGUCAAACUCUCUACCCUCAACUCCAGCCGUAAAGCUAGAAUCACUAGAAGAGAGCAAUCCAGAAUAUGCCAAGAUUCAUGACUUGCUUAAGACCAUAGGGCUGGAUAUUGGAGUAGCAGAAAUUGGUAAAUUGGCUGCACGCACCCAGGAAAGACUUCAUGGCAAGAAACCAUCAUCACGCUCCUCAGCUGACCGACGUUCGUCAGCUGACCGACACUUUUCAGCUGACCGCUGUUCCUCAGUUGACCAUAGUUUCACAACUGAUUGGCACUCAUCAGAUCCUCACAGACCAGAGAGUAGGGAAGCACAUCACAGCAGUACUCAGUCCCCAGAAGUUUCUCAUCCACACCCAGCUUCCCUGGUGGAUUCUUACUUACGCACAAAAAAUAGCCCUCCAUUCCUUAAGUCUGACCGUCCAGUGGGUCAUGUUUCAGGAGCAGAGGUAGUUGGCAGUGGGUUCCAGUCAUCUGUUGCUGUUCGCUGCAUGUUGCCAUCAGCCCCAUCUACCCCAAUUAGACUUCCUCACUCUGCCGCUUUAUCUCAGUUUCAUAUACCAAGGGCCUCUCAGUUUGCUGCAACUCGGAUAUCUCCAAAUUAUCAGGGAACUGUCAUUCCCCCUGCCUCUUUUGAUGCUUACAGGCACUACAUGGCAUACGCAGCCUCAAGGUGGCCUAUGUAUCCUGCCUCUCAGCCCCCAAGCCACCCUUUAUCUGACCCACACAGGCUAAUACCAGUAACCAAACAAGCUACUCGAAGUCGUCCCAAUCUCCGGGUGAUCCCCACUGUGACUCCUGCAAAGCCCAAACAAGAAAUACCAGUACUAGGCUCCAUUUCUGUGAAGCGAAUUCCUGUUCGCGUGUCCAUUCCAUCGCUCAUAAGAUAUAAUCCAAAGAAGAUCUCCGAUGAGAAGAACCGUGCCUCGCAGAAGCAGAAGGUUAUUGAGGAGAGAGAGAGACUGAAAACCGAGCAGGAAGCCCGGCAGAAGAAAAUGUUUUAUCUCAGAACUGAGUUGGAGCGGCUCCAUAAGCAACAAGGGGAGAUGUUGCGUAAGAAGCGAAGGGAGAAGGAUGGUCACAAAGACCCCCUUCUGAUGGAGGUGAGCCGGCUGCAGGAGGGUAUCAUGAAGGACAUCGCAGAGCUGCACAAGGAGACAGAAGAAGCGGGAAAGAAACAGUCUGAGCUGGACAAGGUGGCCCAGAUCUUGGGAAUUGACAUCUUUGAUAAAUCUCUGAAAUCUGCAAAUGACAGUAAAGAGUCUACAGAGAAGCCUGAGAAAGAAAAAUCUAAGAGCCCAGAAAAAGAGCUGUCACCCUCAAACCCUUCCUCUAACAACAAGGAAUCAAAAGUAAAUGAAAAGUCCUAUAUUAAGAGCCCUAGUUCUACUGAAAUCCUCCAACCAACUGCUAAGCACCCUGAUGAGCCUGUCGCUGCUUAUGAGUAUUAUGAUGCUGGCAAUCACUGGUGCAAAGACUGCAACACCAUCUGUGGGACCAUGUUUGACUUCUUCACCCAUAUGCACAAUAAGAAGCACACACAGACACUGGAUCCCUACAACAGACCUUGGGCUUCAAAGACCCAGAGCGAGGCUAAGCAAGACACAGUAAAGCGAACUGACAAGAUAACUGUUCCUGCAAAAGGCUCUGAGUUUCUGAUUCCUAUCACUGGGUUUUACUGCCAACUUUGUGAGGAAUUUUUGGGGGACCCAAUUUCUGGAGAGCAGCAUGUCAAGGGUCAUCAGCACAAUGAAAAAUACAAGAAAUAUGUGGAAGAAAACCCAUUGUAUGAAGAACGAAGAAAUCUGGACCGCCAAGCUGGCUUGGCUGUUGUCCUAGAGACAGAGCGACGACGGCAAAAUGAGCUAAAACGUAAACUUAAUGAGAAACCGAAGGAGGAGAAGAUCGAAAAAAAGGCAAAAAUUGUGAAAGAAGCAAAGGAAGAUGACAAAGCCUCUGGAGAACUAGAGGACCAACUCUCUGAGGGCAGGGAUUCCCCCGAGAAAGGUGACAGUAAAAGGAAUGCUAGCCUCAAACCACAAGUAAAAGAAGAAGUAAAGAAGGAAUCAUCAACAGCAUCUUUUGGAAAGUUCAGUUGGAAGAAGCCAGAAAAAGAAGAAGAGAAAAAUUCAUUGGUGACCCCAGGUGCCCCCAAGGAAGACACUGUGGAAACCAAUAAGGACAGGGAUGAAGGCAAAGCCGAAGUUGGAAAGGCAAAGCCCAUCAAAAUCAAGCUUUCUGGGAAAACUGUUGUUGCACAUACCAGUCCCUGGACACCUGUCGUGACAACUUCAGCACAGACUAAGAUCCGACCCAACUUGCCCAUCCCAUCCACAGCACUGCGCAAGUCAGGCUCAGCCACAGUGAGCAAGCCUGCUCCUCUUAAUACCUUUCUGUCCAUCAAGUCCUCUGGAGCCUCCGCCAAGCCUCUGCCAGUGGUUAAGGAGUCUUCAUCAGAUCUUCUCUUGCCUCCAGAUGUCAUCUCCAAAGCCUUUGGAGGAGAAGAGGUGGUUCUAAAAGGGUCUCCAGAGGAAAAAGUGGAACUGGCUGAAAAGAAUGAGCCAUCCCAAAUACCUGAGCAAAUGCUGGCUCUGCUUCCACCUCCACCACCUCCACCCCCACCACCUCCACCCCCACCUCCACCACCCCUGGUUGUACCUCAGCUGUCUGCCCCAUCUCCUGCUCAAGCAAAUGCUGUCUUAACUCCAGUAAAAUCUAAUUCGGUGGUAUCUCAGACUUUUAGUCUUGGCUUCCAAGGUCCUAACAUUUUGAACCCAGGGUUGCCUGUGGCCUUCAUGGCCUCAGAACAACCAGCUGCAAUUCCUUGUGAUGAGACAGCUCCUGGGGUGAGUGAGAGUGACCGGGACCAGACCCUGAUCUCUAUGUUAGUUCGGCCUCCACCGCCCCUCUCAAGUGUGUUCAGUGAACAGGCCAAAAAGUUAGAAAAGCGAAAUUCCUGCUUAGCCACGGCCAAUGCUAAGGACCUGUAUGACAUAUUCUACAGUAGUGGUGGAAAGGGGGCCCAUGAGACUAAGCUGAGUAGCAGUCCAUUGGCCAAUGGGGAAAGCAGCAGCCUUUCUAGAACGGAAAGUUCAGAUAUCUCCUCCACUUCUGCUUUGAAGAGUAGUGUAUCCCCAGAGGAUCUGCCUCAAGAUGUUGCUUUGGCCACUGCCACUGAGAUCAGCAAUCUUGAAAAUCCUAUUUCAAAAGGUGUGGAGUCCAUAGGGAAAUGGUCCAUUGUAGAUCAGAUAGACCCCAAAGGCAGAGACAGCACCUUUAGCUUCCUACAGCCUCUGACAAGAUUAUACCAAAAUAGGCCUUAUGAAAUGGUUUCCCCAAAGACAGACACUUUGGCCAUGUGGACUUCUGGUUCUUUCCAGAAUGACACUGAUAAGGAUCGACCUUCAGAGGUCAAAAUCAAAUUUGACCAGGGAGAGCCAGCGCCACCUGCUACAGACUCAACUUCUCAUCCGUCAGAUGAACACUGUCAAACCAACGGAUCUCAGAAGUUGGUAGAAAUUAACCUCAUGGAUAACCAGGACAAGAACCAAGAGGUGUACCAGUCAGAGGAUUGCAGAGAAAGUGAAGGGAAGAGAAACACUGAACUGAAAGGAAAGGUAGCAGCUGAAGAAGGCGCUAACAUUGGACUCCAGAGCAUAGAAGAUUCUAAUUCAAACUAUGGCAACAGAAAUACAUGGGAAGGAGAACCCAAGUUGUCAACAAUUGACAAAGAGGCAGAGCAGUCUAGCAGAUUGAUGACAGGACAUGAAAAUACAAGUAGCAUAGUAAUUGAGUUGAGUCAGUGUCUCCCUUCCAAAAGGACAAAAAUAGAUUCAUUUCCAUCAUUGCUCCAGAACCCAAAAGGCAUGCCUGAACUACUUCUGCUGUCCCCAGCUGGAUCAGGCAUGUGUUUAAAGAGACAAGAGACUUGGGAGAGACCAGAGAAACCAGAAGUGGAGGCUGAGGAGCUACAAGGUACCCAUCCAGAAGGAACUGUGAAAACAGAAAGCGAAGGUUCAGAAAGCUUAGACACUACACAUGUAGAGGUGGAGAGGUUUGCAACUCUGAGGAAUCUGGGGGACACGCAUGCUGAGUUCUGCAAUUCUCAGAUAGAACAAACAAGGAGAUCACCAACUGCCCUGUCACAGAAAAUCAGUGAAGAAAAUUCUGUGUCAUCUGUAGUGUGUAAUCCUUCCAGUCCCAGUGACGUUGAACCAGUGCCAUCUUUUUCUGGAUUUCCAUUAGAAUCUCCCAAAAUUUUGGUGCUUAAUUUUGAAACAGAGGGUGCACAUAGCUCAUCUAAUUCCAGAAAUGGGAGAAUCACCUCUAACUCUUUGGAAACUGGCCACCCUAUGGAAAAUGUUGACCAUGACCUAGGAGGGGAGAGAACACACCAGGCCCUUGACCUCUUGGCUGGAGGAAUGUUGUCUGAGGAAGUAAAAGAACCUUCACCACUACAGAAAGAUUUGCUUAGGAUGGAAUCCACAACGGUCAGUCCUUCAGGCCAUGGACCAUCUCCUUGCCUUCCAGAUCUUGUUGAUUUUGUCACACGGACACCUGGAGUUCCAAAAGAGAAACCACGUUCUCCACUUUCUGAGCCAGAUGACUUUCUCAAGUGUAGUUCCUUGGAGAUGGGAUCACCACCUCCAGAGAUUCUGAAUGUGUCUGUAUCCGAGGUAGCAGUUCCUCAAGCAAGUGAAGACUGUGACAAUGCUUUGAAUUUGGUAAAACCUCCCACCUCAGGCUCCCCCUCAAGGGGUCAGGUAGUUGGAGGCAGUGUGAGCUCUCAGGAAAUGCCUGAACAAGAAGCUGCAGUGGAUGUCAUCCCAGACCACAGAAAGUCCAGUGUUUAUAACUGUCAGGACUACUUGAAUGGAUGAAUCCCUGGAUUUUAGAAAUUGGAUCCCAGGACUAGUUGGCAAUCUCAUCUGGAACCAGCACAGUAAAUGUUCAUUGGAGCUUAAAAAAAAAAAAAAAUACCGUCUCCCCCCCUCUUCCCCUUUAAAAUACUAGACAAAAUAAGUUUCAACAACUUCUCUACAUAUCUGUAAAAAAAAAAGUGAUUUCUGUUAAUUUUUUAAAUUUUUGGCCAAAUUAUUUUCUCUUUGUCAUUAAAGUCAAAUGUCUUAUCUGACUCACCACAAAGUGUUCUUUGAUUUUAGCUUUGAGGCGGCCAUUUCUGUAAUGUGAGGGGGGAUGGGAAACAGCUGACUUACUGUGUUGUAUACCUACCUACUUUUCUGGGCAGCUGCCGGAUAUCUGGAAGAAACGCCAGAAAGUUUGCUGAAAUGGAGAAAGAAUUGUUCCACCCUUAGGUUUCCAUUCAUUUGGAUGGGCCUGCCCUAACAUUGUUAGGAAUGCAGCGUGAGUAGCCCCGUUUACUGUUUUAACUUUCCUCACUGACAUAUUAGCUCCUUACUUUGUUGCCUUGGCUUCAAAUGGACCUAAUCACAGACAGAUUUGUUUGGAAAUGGCCUCAGUAAAUGAAAGAAAAACUGGCAGGCUCAGUUUUGGAAGACGACAAACCGGUAAGGCUUAUUUCUGGCUCAGUACCAGGAACAUUUGUGUCUCAGAGGUCACUUUUGGUUUUGAAAUGGCCUUUGCUCAUUGUAUUGUGGUCCAGUACAUUUUAUGUUAAAUUGUUUAUCAGCCAUUUCUGUUGUGAACUCUAGAAGAUUGAAAUUGGGAUUGGACUCACUCUCUGUUCCACAAACAUAGAUGUACCCCUCUACCUCUCCUUACCCAAGUUAUUACCGUCAUCGUGUGAUGUUUUGGGUUGUACAUUUGUUUAAUAAAAGAUUAAAGAAUUUAUGAAGUUGGCUUGGACAAGUUUAAAUCCAUUUUUAAUGUGUUACUUUUUGGAAUAAAUGUGUUCAUUUCCUA